Molecule: messenger RNA, 5991 nt
Organism: Ectocarpus sp. CCAP 1310/34
Lineage: Eukaryota; Phaeophyceae; Ectocarpales; Ectocarpaceae
Source: the annotation of a GenBank genome assembly
AUGGAAAUACUCGAGAUCGACGCCGACUCCGGCCUCGUUGUUGGCUUGAACGGAACCGAGGCGUUCUUGUGGCGCCUACCACUUCACCAACAAACUUCAGUGGAUGUGCCCAUGAGGGGCUCUGUGGGGGAGGUUGAGGUUCCGACACUGCCGGACACUACUCGCGGUGGUGACGCCAAUGACGUUUUCGAAGGGCGUCGUUAUCAAUACCUGGGAAGCAUGCCAGACCUCCAUUCUUCUGAGGUUACCGCGAUUGGCGUGCGGGAGCCGCUACUCGCCACUGGGCUCGCCAACGGGCGAAUUUUUCUCUGGAGCCUCAAGCGGAUAGUCCUCGCCGUGUUCGACGCACACGACGCAUUCCCGAUCUUAACCCUCCGCCUCCUUCGGUCGCGGGGGGCUUCCCACCAAGGGGUCACGCCUCCGUCUUCGCCGGUAGCCCCUGACGUAGGCGAACUCAACCUUUGUACGGGGGUCGACGAAUCCUCUGAUGUCAUCAACAACGGGGGCGGCGGCAGUUCAGAAGACUGGUCCAUCAUGUCUGGCGGCGGCGACGGAACCGUCGUUCACCUGUCCGUUGUCGGCUUAGCCAGCGCGCGGGAGGCUGCGAGCGGGGUGGCCGAGGCUGGUGUGGAACUGCGCAUGAUUGGAGACUACGAGGUGCGGAACCAGACCAUAGGGGGAAGAGGUGCAUCACGAAAGACCCGAAGUGCGCAUUAUCCCUCCGGCAGCGCCACAAGCGGAGACCGCGUAGGAAACGGCCGAUUCGCGGCCAACAGAAGGCCGGGGGUUUCCCACAUCAUGGCCAUACGUUUGUCUGCCGGCGAAGAAGCGGGGGUUCUCGGCAGCGGGGUGUACUCAAGAGGUGCGGCUGCCGACACCACCGGGAGGGGAAUGUCUCCUUCCACAGGGAAAGGCGGCGAAAAUUUCCAAGCUCCCGCGAAAGGGAGCAGCUGGGCGGAAGUUAUUGCAUCCGCGAGAGGGAAAAGCGGUGGUGGUGGCAGCGGAAAGGAUUUUUGCGUUGCCGUAUCUGGAGGGCUAAUCUCAGUUCUGGAGGUGGUCGAGCCUCUGCAGCACGUCGGGUGGGUAGGGCGGGAGACAACCGCAGCCUUGACUUCAGGCGGUAGCGGCGGAAAAAAGAGAGAGGUUGCACGAAUCGCGAGGGUACCUUCGGUGUGGCGGUCGGCGAGGGAGGAGGACGUUGAUUGCGCGGCGGAUGAUUUAAUGGUCAUGUGCGACGACGGAUGGUUCGGAUGGUAUCAUGGCUAUCAUGGAAGGUUUGAGCUGGUCUCUAGGCUUACACUUACAGCACCUGGUAGCCGUCACUCCGCGGAAGCUACGGCAGCGGGCAGUGAUACCACGUGUUUCGCCGUCUGCCCCAUCCCGGUGGUUAGCCGGAACACUUCGGCGAACGACUCAGUCGUAUCCUGCAAAUAUUCCUUGUACGCCGGAGCCUCAGAGCCUGCCAGAAUAAUUGUGGGUUAUAGCGACGGGUCCAUUGCCUGCGCACCCUUGCCAGCCCCAAGUUCUUCCACGAACCACCCGCUCCCUACCUUCGGCACCGGAUCACGACACCACGAGGGAGCGAGGGGCGAGAGAACGGUGCGACGGUUGCGAAGGGCCGGCGGGGGAGGGGGAAGGGGGGACGGCGGUGGAGGUGCGGCUAUCGAGGCCGCGAUAACAGCACUGUGCCCGCUUUUAGCCCCGCUUGUUGUUGCCGGUGACUCGGACGGGAGGCUGGCUCUGUGGACGACCUCUUCCGCGUUACCCCCGGAUGGAAGGCAAGUCCCUCUCCUAUGGGAAGACCGAAACGCGCACAGAGGUGUGGUCAUCGCCAUCAAACGAGUCGAAGAAGCGACCCUCUCAACUCCAGCCGCCGGGUUGUCCUGCGACGGAAAUACGCACGCUGCCCGCCGCACCUCGCGACCGCGCGAACGGGUCGUGUCCGUCGGAAGCGGGGGCGAAAUACGGGUGUGGAACGUCCCCUCGCGCUGGCCUGGUGGAGCUGCAGCGGGGCGCGGAAGGGACACUGAAGGGGGGCUCGAGUUCUGCGCGACUUUGCUGACGAACUCUUCGAUAUGCUCGUUUUCGUGCGCGCUCUUACUCCCAUCGGGUGAUGCUUGCAUCGGCAAUGGCGGCGGCAUUAAUGGCUGCGGUGGAAAUGGGGGAUUCUGCCAAGUUCAUUGCGAGGAUCAAGAACGAAAAAAAUCUCAAGAACAGGGCACAAUGGGGGAGAAGAGGCGGUGCAGGCCCGGAGCAAGGCCGGGGGCGGGGCAAGCGGAAGCUACAGGGUGGCGAUUGUACUGCGUCGCCGGCUCGGACAACGGGUUUGUGCAGGCGUGGGAGCUGAGUCUGGAUGGGGAGGAGGGCGUCGGGGGGGAACCACUUUGGUCGCAGAAGACACAUGACGCGGCGGUCACUGAAAUGGAUGUGUGGGAACUGUAUCCUUCAGACCCGGACGACCCUAAAGCGAGAAAAACCACCGGUCUCAACAUCUCCAGCAGCACUACCACCAGCGUGUCGGAGAUACAUGCGAAGGGACCAAGAGCAGCGCUCGUCGUCAACCAGCAAAAGGAGAAGGAAAACCACGCCGGACUUGAAAGCAACGAGGCACCACCACGACCACCUCCGCACUGUCCAGCAGUUGGGAAAGGAGGACGACGCGGCGCGGCCAAACUGAUCGAAAAUUCCUCGACGGAGUGCUUGGUGCUUUCGGCGGCUUUGGAUCGCACAUUGUGCGUGUUUAGGGCCCGGCAUGGUCGAGGAUUGCACCUCUUGAGGAGACUCAACGUGCCUUGCUCUCUCAGGGGCCUUCCUGGAGCACUGUUCGUGGGUAUUCCCGUGGAACGCGCAAGUAAAGACGUCGCGGGAACGCAGCUUAAGCUGGGCGUCGAGUACAAGAUCGGAGGGAAGGGGCUAAAGCGGCCGUCGCAUGCGCGGUUCUCGGUGCGUCACGAUUCAGUUGGUGAUCCUUGUGCGCUCUCCGACGACACUACCACGCAAGGCACAGAGGCAGCAGGAGGUAGAGGCCAACCAUCUACGCCCGGUAGAAUUUCUACUUUUGCUACGGCGGAAGAGCAGUCGAUGCGGCCAGCGUCAACCGUACCCAGCGGGAGGAGCAUCCUCGACAAGGUCGCGAAAUGGAUUACCCCACCCACCGCCGACACUACCGCCUGGCCCAGAACAGCCGCAAGAACGGCGGGCGGAAACCGUCCGUUCCUAGAAGGUGCGCAUCCAUCGAUAUCCUCGUCGGGCCCGCACGACGUUUCUCGAUCGCGCUCUGCGGACUACGAAGGCGGCGGAAGAGGGUACCGGCAACACCUGGAAAAGCAGCAACAGAAGCACCUCGGCGCCCCGGCGGCAGCGGAUGAAGUCGAUAUGAUGGGACAUUGGGACUAUCCAAGCAGCGAGGGCUACGCCUCCGGUGCCACGGUGUCGGGAACACAUAUUCACCCCGCCAUUAAUGGGAGUGCAGCCCCCGUGUCCACAGCCUUUUCUGUGGCCGAUUCCUCCACCACCCUCGACAACAGUGGCAUGCUGAAAAACAAGAAGCUCAAGAAUGGAGGCGACCGCUACGGCUGUGAAAACGGCAAUGGCGAUGGCUUCGUCGUAACUCAGCAGGCGGUGAACUCUCUGGGUGUGUUUUCAACGGGUUCAACCAAAGAUGGGUUCGCGGGCAAUGCCGGGCGAUGGCAGCAGCGGCUAGGCAUUACCGUGGAAGGUGAUAGUAGCGGCCCGGGGGAGAACGGAGGCGAUGAAGGUGCUUCUCCCCAUGAAGCCACAACCGCGAGGGAACUGAUGGAGGACGCGGCGCUGCGAGAAGCAUAUGCAGCUAGAGGGCGGCAUAAGAAAUCCCCCGUUUUAGCACGCGAGGUGAAGGCUACACUGAAGGCAUGGUCACCUGGGGUUGUGGAGGCGUGUAGCCGAGCGGACUUCUCCGCGGCUAUGGGAAACCUGACCAGCCGCGAAACAGUGUCGUUUCAACGCGUCUGCGAGAUCGCGGCCGCCGUGCUAGAGGCCACUGGAGGGGUGAGUCCUAACGAAGUAGCUCGUGGAGACGACCAGACACCGAAGGUUACCGCCAGGAGGGCUGCUGGACAGGGGAUAGGCUGCACAAGCGUCGUCGCCUCUUCGACGAUUGCUUCUCGGCAAGGCAACAACGCCCGGAGAAGAGAUCACCAUCCUCUGCUAUCGGCGAAGCAGUGCGGCUCUGGAUCUCGCCCGGUCCGAUACCGGAACAUGGCUAAUUUCAAGACGAGAUUGCAGUACAAUAGCAUGGGAGAGCGGGUCGUCGUGCGCGUGGCGGUAGACGACAUCGACGCCUUUGCGGCUCGGUCCCGCCAGGGCUCCCACCUCGUGCAGGACCAGCAAGAGCAGCAGCAUCGACAGGGCUUUGAUGGCGGAGCCGGUGGUUGGGGUCCUCGGGCCGGUCAACCGGACGGUAAGGGCAACUCAACGGUUACUGACAACAACAACGAAGAUGCCAACGAUACUAGCAGCAGCAACGGCCUGGGCAACAGCGACAGGAAGGUCGUGGACUACAUCUAUUCCGAGGACGACCUUGAUUCCGUAGCCCGGCCUUCCCGGGCAACGGCCGCGAACCUCGGCUGCGUGCCCGCCGGCCUCAGGGGCGUCUGGAGCAGGCAGGGCUCGUGCAUGUUCGCUUCCUGGUCCGCCUCCCACCACGCGGAACGACGCGCAGACCAACUCCCUGCGGCGGGAACGGACGGCACCGCUGAGGUGAUGGGGGAGGGAGAAUGUGUCCGCCUGGUGCGCGAGGUCUUGGACGGUAGGGCAGCGGCAAGGGAGGCCUCUCUCAUGGCUUGCAGACGCCUGGGCAGGUGCGCUCCGGAUUCCCACACGAUCGUCGUCGGUGACGGCAUCUACAGCGACAGCAUUCGCGGAGAAAAGUGCGGUGCAACCGCCUGCUUCGACCAAGAGGAAGACGGAUCAUGCUGUCCUGCGUCGAGGGUUGAAACCCUCGGCGUUGCCCUGUACAGAGACUUUCGGAGGCGCUACGGGUUGCAGCGCGCCGCGGAGGAGAGGGUGGCGGGGCUGCUGGGGGCAGUCCUCGAGCACGGUCAGGCGUCGCCGGUGCUUCGCCUCUUCGCCAGGAUGGUAGGAGCGCCGGCGGGCGCAAGCGGGAAACGAGGUCGCUGGCCAUCGCAGACCCCAUCGGAAGACGCUAAUCUUGGACUGGAACCCCAGCUCGUGAACUUGGUCACAGCGGCUAGAAAUUGGCUCAUCACGAGGGGGUUCAUGACUGCGGACGGCCCGUGGGCCGGGGUCGGUGAGAACGGGAAAACAAUGAGGGAUAGCGGUUUCGGAAUCGGCUGGAGAACGACCAUUGUCGCUCGCACGCACGCUGCCAUGUGCGCGUCGGCUCUGCUAACGCCCGGUUGGGGAGCCGGGCACCAGAUCAUGGGAGCGGCCGAACAGAAAUUCGCUAGUGCAACCAACGACGGGCUGUUCGGGCGGAGAGCCGUGGCAGGACACCCGUUUCUGCUCGCCAAAGCCCGGGACAUCAACUCUGGGGCCUCAGCAGCGGCGACAGAACACGAAAACCACGCCGCUCAGGUUGGAAGAAAAACCGCCACGGAGCGAAGCCUAGAGUCCCUUCUCGACACAGUCUCGAAGACCCCACCCUCGUCUCUCGCCGCUCCAGCUUCUAGAGAGUAUUUUCGAACGAACAUUGCUUGUUCGGGCGACAACAGCGGCAGAGACAUCAAAGGGGUUGACAGCGGGCACCAGGCCGGCGAUGCCCCCGCAGGGGGUGAACCUGUUGUUCCCUACCAAAACAACGAUGACGACAACGAAGACAACAGCAGCAGCAACAACAACAACAGCAGCAAGAACGGCCCCGCUGGUAACAACAACCUACCCGAUACGGAAGAACAAGUUAGCGGUGGGGCGAGGGGGACAAGCACGAGUUCCCACUAUCUUUCGGACAAAGUGUUAAGUCUUCUGCAACCUCUCUCCCCGUACUACGCCUAA